Suillus subaureus is the source of this 270-nucleotide messenger RNA. RefSeq lists its product as uncharacterized. Lineage: Eukaryota; Fungi; Basidiomycota; Agaricomycetes; Boletales; Suillaceae. Gene Ontology annotation, biological process: threonyl-tRNA aminoacylation. The transcript is spliced from 2 exons. Gene Ontology annotation, molecular function: threonine-tRNA ligase activity. The coding region runs from base 1 to 270 and encodes 89 amino acids. The record is from RefSeq and is a predicted model, not a curated record.
AUGUUCCACCUUGAACUACUCACUCACCCCAACAACUAUUUCAGCACCAUCGAGACUUGGAACACUGUGGAAGACCAAUUCUCCAAAGCACUUGAUAAUCAAUUUCAAGGAACAUGGCAAGUCAACCCUGGAGAUGGUGUGUUCUAUGGCUCCAAGAUUGAUGUCACCAUCCGCAACAUCCUCUACCGAUCAUUCCAGAGAAUGUAUUAUAAUUUGAAUCUGAUACCGCCAUAUGUACACACCAAAGUCAGUCAUGAAACCCUGGACUGA